AGAAAUUUCGUCUCGAAAUCGGAGGUGAAAAUCAAAUCGUCAGGUGAUAAAACGGUGAUAAUCAAUCCUUGGAACGUAUAUUUUUUUCCUCUAUACUCACCACACAGUUUAUGCUUCGCCAGUUAGUCAGUCCGCAGGCGUAUCACGGCGUUAAGAUAAAGUGAUGGAGGGCAUAACCUAUUCAAUAAGUGAUUACCCGUCAGUGUAAGCUAGAAAACAAGCAUCAAACUAGGAUAAAUUGUUCAUUAGGCUUUUAAAUCAGUUGUCACCAUGGCUAACGACAGAGAAGUAUUACGAGAGAUUUGGGAAGGCAAAGUUCCUGUCUGCUUUCAACUUGAUUCAGAGGAAGUUUGCGAACUUCAGGCUCCAGCUCCUUAUUAUUUGAUGGUUCCUAGGUUAAGUUAUUUUCCUCUUUGCGUGGACAAGGUUCGCAAACAUUUCACUCGCCACAUACAGAAGGAUAAACAGGAUAAUGAAAUGUGGUUGGAAUUCAAUGGAGCACCAUUGAAAUGGCACCUACCAAUAGGGGUGUUACUUGACUUACAUGCCACCGAUAUUCAACUGCCUUGGAACAUCACUGUUCAUUUUGACAAAUUUCCAGAAAAUACCAUUAUGCACUGUCAGAAUAAGGAAGUAGUGGAAUCUUAUUUCCUAGCCUGUAUAAAAGAAUCUGAUGUACUCAAACACAGAGGACAAGUUGUAUCUAGUAUGCAAAAGAAAGAUCAUAAUCAACUGUGGCUUGGAUUGCUGAAUGAUAAAUUUGACCAAUUUUGGGCCGUCAACAGACGUCUUAUGGAAUCUAACAACGACGAUGGUUUCAAAUAUAUACCCUUCAGGUGUUACCUCAGUGAAGAAAAGUACAUUCAAAAAUUAGUGAAACCUGUCAACGAAGAGGGGCAGAGAAAAAAAUUAGGCCAUUUGUUGUCGGAAGUCUUUCCUGACCGAGAAAAAGUGGUUGUAAGAACACAUGGAAUUAUCCCUCUACCAGAAACACCUCUUCAAUGGCUAUCAGAGCAUCUCAGCUAUCCAGAUAACUUUUUGCAUUUAUGUUUAAUAAACUGGUCACCGGAAGUAACCGCGAAGUAGCUUGUGAUGAAAGUAUACGUAACUUGUAUCUGUUCUUCUUUGUCGCACUAUUUUCGAUCAAAAAUAGUUCGAAUGCAGCAUGUCAAGGCCAUGCCAUUAAUGACGGAGGUUGCACACCUAAGUAUUGUACAUAAUUUAAUGUACGGUAAUGACUCGGUAAAUUGUUGCGUAUCAAGCAGGUACUUGUUCAUUUAAUUCUCUGCCGUACUGGCUACGUGUGUAUGAAAAUAUAUACAAUACUAUGCAUUAAAAAUGCAAGAUUAAGAUCAACUCUCAGGUUUAAUUGUCUUAACUUUUGUACGCAUGAACUUUAGAUUCCUUAUUACUGUAACGUAGCUUCGCCAAUGGUAGACUAGUAUGGAUUUCUAAUUUCAUGCUUGUUUUAUGAACGAUCCUGCUGAUUUAUACUUACUUUGCAAUAGUUAGAUCCCGUAAUAAUUAAAAUUUGCAGAAAACAAGUAAAAUUCUUGAAUUUCGUACGAACAAACAUCGAAAUUUAUGGUGCUUGAUAUUCACUUGACAGUAUACCGAGGUUCAAAGUCAGCGACUAAAUUGGGACUGUUUGUUUCACAAUGAAUUUCGAUUUACCCGAGAUAACACUAUAACGACGAAAUUUUCAAUGAAAUUCAAAUAUGCUAUUGUAUAAGUAAUAUAUUUAAUCAUUUCUUUGUAUAUAUGUGCUGGAUUUCUUAUAAGUGAACAAUAAAAUAAUUACUAU
Diprion similis is the source of this 1804-nucleotide messenger RNA. RefSeq names its product autophagy protein 5 (gene Atg5). Gene Ontology annotation, cellular component: cytoplasm; phagophore assembly site membrane; Atg12-Atg5-Atg16 complex. NCBI's taxonomy places the organism in Eukaryota, Metazoa, Arthropoda, Insecta, Hymenoptera, Diprionidae. Gene Ontology annotation, biological process: cellular response to nitrogen starvation; autophagy of mitochondrion; autophagosome assembly. The coding region runs from base 271 to 1086 and encodes 271 amino acids. The transcript has 4 exons. The record is from RefSeq and is a predicted model, not a curated record.